UUCGGCGACUGGACAACCUGUGCACAGUUUUGUCUAUGAAAAUUUGCAUGACGAGUAAGAGGUUUACAUCUGAUUAGUGAGUUAACAGCUCGCCGUGACUCAUCCACGGUUUGAUAAACGUGCAGAUGACGAAUGAUGUACUACAUCAUUGCCUUGUUUGUAAUUGGUUACAUUUUGGUCACGUGGUUUGUACGGAGUCGCCGAAUAAAAGAUUACAGCGACAAAUUCGUGUUCAUCACAGGGUGUGACACGGGUUUCGGCAACGGCUUGGCUCGGCGGUUGGACCGACUGGGCUUCCAUACAUUUGCAGCUUGCCUUACGGAGAAAGGCGCAGACGAUCUGACAAAAAGCUACAUCUGCCAGGCUCGUGGCCGUCUGCUGUGACGUCACUGAUGACGACAGCAUCAAGCAGACAAUUAAUACUGUCAAGGAACAUUUACCGAAUGGUAAAGGUAUAUGGGCGAUAGUGAACAACGCGGGGGUGACCGGGGCGGUGGCGCCAACAGAAUGGCUCAGUCGGGAGGACUGGAACAUACCGAUGUCGGUCAAUGUUUUGGGGAUGGCAAGCAUCACCAACCACUUCCUCCCUCUCUUGCGCAUGUCCGGGGGUCGUAUCAUCAACACAUCUAGUGUCUUAGGGAGGGUUGCUGCAGGCCCCAGCGCAUACGUCGUCAGCAAGUACUGCGUUGAAGGAUACUCCGAUUUGCUAAGACGAGAAUUGUGGCAUCAGGGAGUGUCUGUCCACAUCCUAGAACCAGGAGCCUUUAAAACAAACAUAACAAACCCUGGCGUGCUCGCACCAUCCAUGGAGAAAGCGUACCGGAAGUUGGACCCGGAAGUGCAGCAGUAUUAUGGGAAGAAGUACUGUUGUGGAUUGGAGACGUUGAUGGGGCUUCUCAGUUGGGAAGCUGACGGGAACCUGGAUAAGGUGGUCGACGCCUACACUCACGCCAUCACCGCCGUCUACCCCAAAACCAGAUACGUGGUCGGCGUUGACGCUAAUAUAAUCUUCAGGCUCUUGUGGCAUGUACCCGACAUCAUCACUGACUUACUGAUGGGCCUGACUUACCCAAGGCCUCACGGCCAACGCUGACAAGCAUGGUGGAUAGUCUCACGCUUCGUGUCACGUCAGUAGCAGAUAGGACUUCGCCUUUGGAUGAAUAUCAAAAUUAGAACAAUGCUUUUGGGUCCAUGUUCAUUUCAGAGUUCAGUUUGUUUUAUCUGCUGUUUAUCACUGCACUUGAUGACGGUCUGUAAAUAAUCGAGGGCGGCAGUCGAGUGAUUGACAUCAUGAGCAUCGAUCUAAGCAGUUUUUGAAACGAUGAUAUCCAUCAACCAAGCUUCGAGUUUUUGAGUUGGCUUUUACGUUGUUGUUAUUGUUGUUGUUUUUGAUGAUGAUGUUCUUCUUCUUCUUCUUCUUCUCCUUCUUCUUCUUCGCCGCACUCAGCAAUAUUC
Messenger RNA from Haliotis rubra (blacklip abalone), 1455 nucleotides. RefSeq names its product dehydrogenase/reductase SDR family member 9-like. The record is from RefSeq and is a predicted model, not a curated record. The transcript is spliced from 5 exons. The coding region runs from base 539 to 1093 and encodes 184 amino acids. NCBI's taxonomy places the organism in Eukaryota, Metazoa, Mollusca, Gastropoda, Lepetellida, Haliotidae.